AUGGAAUCUGCCGUGUCCCUCUCCACGGUCCAUCUACACCUUAACACAAACAUUUAUGACAACGACAGCAGCGUCUGCACGGGCCGAGGCGUCCACCCGCAUUACCCGAACGCUGUCCAUAGCAGACUCCAUAGCGCCCUGCUGGGUGUCUCUCUGGGCUUCCUCUCCCUGCUCACCAUCAUAAUGAACAUGCUGGUUCUUUACGCUGUGAAGAAAGAGAAGAGCUUACACACGGUGGGGAACCUCUACGUUGUUAGUUUAUCCGUGGCCGAUUUGAUCGUCGGCACCACGGUGAUGCCGCUCAAUCUGGUGUACCUGCUGGAGGACGAGUGGAAGCUGGGCAGGGCCGUUUGUCAGUUUUGGCUGAUUAUGGAUUAUGUCGCGAGCACCGCAUCAAUUUUCAGUUUGUUUAUUCUCUGUUUGGAUCGGUACCGCUCUGUCAGACAGCCGCUCAAAUACCUAAAGUAUCGAACACGGGGGAAAGCGAGCAUGAUGAUAUCUGGGGCCUGGUUGCUGUCGAUGACGUGGAUUGUUCCUAUUUUAGGAUGGAGGUCUUUCACCCGUGUAGAACUUAAACCCGAGGAGGAGAACAAGUGCGACACGGAUUUCCGCUUCGUCACGUGGUUCAAAGUUAUUACAGCUGUCUUGAAUUUUUACGUACCUUCAGUUUUGAUGCUUUGGUUUUACACUCACAUCUACUUGGCAGUGAGGCAACACCUCAAAGACCGAGAGAGGAUCAUCCAUCCGGUGGAUUCAUUCGUGGAAAAUGAGAAUGGGCAGAAUGCUCGGACAUUAAAUGCCUCCAAGUCGCCCGAAAUGGAAUGUGUGGCUCCGAUAAAACUGUUUAAAAGGCAGCUCGACCAGAAGCUUCUAGAUCAGACGUACUCCCUGGAGGAGUUUGAGAAGGCCAAAACUGCCCUUUCCAGAUCACACAGAAAAAUCGGUGCUCAAUGUCCGGAGCCGACAAAACAUCUCGCAGUGUCGACCAAACUAGGAAUGGUCUCCUUAUCCCCUGAGGAGAAGAACCAAGAAGCUGUUCCUCUCAGUCCACCUUCCUUACAAGCAGAAAAUGUAAUUUCAGAAGCGAACCGUGAAUCGUCUUUGAAUGAAUGCCACGUCACAGUGCCAAACUCGGUUGUUGCCGUCCGUGACGUCAAUCAGGUGCAGAGGUAUACAUCCGUGGCCUACAACGCCUACGACCCCAGUCAAACUGUACUGUGGUCCGCCUCCGCCGACAACCCGGACGAGCCAAACGAGGUGACUCUGAGACAAACCUGGCAACGGUUCGUCGAACACUCCAGAGAAAGGCUUCAAAGUCUGAGGAUCCACAAGGAGCAUAAGGCAGCCAGGCAGUUGGGCUUCAUCAUCGCAGCGUUCCUGCUGUGUUGGAUUCCGUACUUCAUAGCCUUCAUGGUGAUGGCGUUCUGCAGGGAGUGCGUGCACCACGACCUGCACAUGUUCACCAUAUGGCUCGGCUACUUCAACUCCACCCUCAACCCUUUCAUAUACCCGCUCUGUAAUAGGAAUUUUAAACGAGUCUUCAAGAAUAUUCUGCACAUCAACUUGUGACAGUGGUUUCAGCACAUCCGCUACAGUCUCGUAUUGAGCCUUUUAUACCCUUUUGGGAAAAGGGUGUCAC
Entelurus aequoreus (snake pipefish) is the source of this 1639-nucleotide messenger RNA. RefSeq names its product histamine receptor H1 (gene hrh1). Lineage: Eukaryota; Metazoa; Chordata; Actinopteri; Syngnathiformes; Syngnathidae. Gene Ontology annotation, biological process: adenylate cyclase-activating adrenergic receptor signaling pathway; regulation of vascular permeability; positive regulation of vasoconstriction. The record is from RefSeq and is a predicted model, not a curated record. Gene Ontology annotation, molecular function: histamine receptor activity. The coding region runs from base 1 to 1569 and encodes 522 amino acids. Gene Ontology annotation, cellular component: membrane. The transcript has a single exon.